ACUUUAUGCAAAGAUGAGCUCGGGAUAGUAGUUCCCCGUUUUGCAAAACUAUACCAGAGUUGUUACUCUUUUGUGUUAAUAUAAGUUAAGCUGUUUGGUUUCAAAAAAAAAUGUUCUAUUCAUCAAAUGAAAAAAUCUUCGAAGAAGACUUUAUCUAGAUAUAGCGACCCAUAAUACCCAUCAGUGAUUUUGUCAAGGGAAAAUUAGUUUUGUUCAAUGUCAUAUGGUUCUUUGGUGGAAGGUCCUGAUUCAAAGUGUUAUAUAAUUGAGUAAUAUGUUGAAUGGUGGAAACAAGGGAAGUUCUGGGAAUGGUUCGUUUGUAAAACCAGCAGCUCGCCAAAGAAACUCAAGUGCACUCCAAUCUCAGGCCGUUCAGAGGGUUGAAGUAGAAAAGAAUUCGAUGGAAACGGAAGGAAGGGGGUAUUCGGACUUCUGUAGGAACACAAGUGAAGACUUGUUCUUCAAAUCUUUGAUGGAGAGCUCGAUGGGAAUGCCAGCGCCAACCAUGGAAAUGUUGGGUUUUAAGAAUCUAAGCAACAGUUUUCGCACGGAUAGUGAGGAACUCUUCAAAAGCUGGCUCACAAACGGAGAGGCAAGCAAUUGUACUAUCUCCUUCUGCUGACUUCAUUUAAAAAGGCAUCGAAUUCCUUAUCAAACAUUUGAAUUAGCCGGAUGAAUCUUCAGCGAUUUUAUUAGUGAUAUGAGCAAGGUUACAGAUUAUACACGCAAAUGCCUUAGUCAAGUCCUCUUCUAGAUUUUGUGAAAUAAUGGCUUGAUUGGCAGAGCAUCACAGUUUUCAUUCUUGGAAUUCUUUCUCUACCUUUUCUCCUGUGGUUCUCAUUUUUCAUUUUUUUGAAUGCUGUAGAUCUUUAUUUUAGUUAAGGCAGCCAUAGUGAAAGAACA
This is a messenger RNA of Rhododendron vialii, 903 nucleotides long. RefSeq names its product protein CYCLOPS-like. NCBI's taxonomy places the organism in Eukaryota, Viridiplantae, Streptophyta, Magnoliopsida, Ericales, Ericaceae. Gene Ontology annotation, molecular function: sequence-specific DNA binding. The coding region runs from base 275 to 622 and encodes 115 amino acids. Gene Ontology annotation, cellular component: nucleus. The transcript has a single exon. Gene Ontology annotation, biological process: arbuscular mycorrhizal association. The record is from RefSeq and is a predicted model, not a curated record.